AGUAGGAAACCAUGCAAGUGUCUAUACUCGAUAGACUGUUGUUUUAUUUUUGCUCUGCAGUUGUCAAAGUUGAACACACUGUUCAUUAGAGGUAUGUUUGACCUUUCACGAGUCCGGAAGAGAAAAUUACAUAGAUAUGUGUUUCUGGAUCGUGUGAGUUAUCUGUAAACUCAGGCUAAGAAAGUAGAGAACUUCAAAUUUGUUUGUAUGCUCGGUGCAAUCUUCUGGGAUACGGGGAUGGAAACUCCAGUUUCUGAUGGUACUGUUUAUAAGCGCUCCUCAUCGAGGAAGACUGUAGGAUUACGAAACUAUGAUGAGAAUCUUAUGGACGAGCUCAUAGAGAAGCAUUUAGGUGGCACUCCAAGGAAACGGAAUAGAACAAAGGAGGACAUGCAGAAAGAAACUGAAAUUGAGGCCAUGUUAGCUCUCUCCCUUGGGUUCCCAAUUGAUGCGUUGCUUGAAGAAGAAAUUGAGGCACGGGUUGUGGAUGAAUUGGGUGGAAAAGGGCAAAAUGACUACAUUGUGGUGAGAAAUCAUAUACUGGCAAAGUGGAGGGAUAAUGUCCGGACUUGGCUUUCAAAAGGACAGAUUAGGGAAACUGUCAGUAAUGAAUAUGAACAUCUGAUUUGUUCAGCUUAUGAUUUUCUCCUGUCUCAUGGGUAUAUUAAUUUUGGAGUCUUACCUUCAAUAACAUCUCAAAUUCCACAUGAGGGAACUGAAGGAUCGGUAAUAAUUGUUGGUUCUGGGCUUGCUGGAUUAGCAGCAGCCAGGCAACUUUUAUCCUCUGGUUUCAAGGUGGUGGUCAUUGAAGGUAGAAACAGGCCUGGAGGGAGAGUUUAUACUCUGAAAAUGGGUCAGAAGGAUAAGCUUGCAGCUGUAGAUCUUGGUGGGAGUGUUAUUACGGGUAUCCAUGCUAACCCUCUUGGAGUUCUUGCAAGGCAACUGUCUAUUCCACUUCACAAGGUCAGGGAUAAAUGCCCAUUAUACAAUCCCAAUGGGGCACCUGUUGGUGAGGAAAUUGAUUCCAAGGUGGAGAUAAUCUUCAAUAAGUUGCUGGACAAAGCCACAGAAUUGAGAAAAAUCAUGCUUGAACGUGCAGAUGAUAUUUCUCUAGGAUCAGUUUUAGAGACACUGAGACAGUUGUACGGUGUGGCUCAAAGUACUGAGGAAAGGCAACUUCUUGAUUGGCACCUUGCCAACUUGGAAUAUGCAAAUGCUGGUUGUCUAUCAGACCUUUCAGUUGCCUAUUGGGACCAGGAUGAUCCUUAUGAAAUGGGUGGGGACCACUGUUUUCUUGCUGGAGGUAAUUGGAGAUUGAUUAAAGCAAUGUGUGAAGGAGUCCCCAUAUUCUAUGGAAAAACUGUUCAUACUAUUAAGUAUGGAAAUGAUGGUGUAGAGGUAGUUGCUGGUGAUCAAGUAUUUCGAGCUGAUAUGGUCCUUUGCACUGUGCCUCUUGGUGUCCUGAAGAAUAGGACCAUAAGAUUUGAACCUGAAUUACCUAAAAGAAAGCUUGCAGCUAUUGAGCGAUUGGGUUUUGGCUUGCUCAAUAAAGUUGCCAUGAUUUUCCCUCAUGUCUUUUGGGGGGAAGACCUAGACACAUUUGGCUGUCUCAACAAAGAUGGACAUAGACGUGGAGAGUUCUUCCUGUUUUACAGCUACCAUACUGUUUCUGGAGGUCCUGUUCUUGUUGCACUUGUAGCAGGAGAGGCUGCACUUGCUUUUGAAUCUGCUGAUCCAGCUGUUUUGCUUCAGCGUGUUCUAAGCAUCCUCAGAGGUAUAUAUAAUCCAAAGGGUAUUGAUGUGCCUGAUCCGAUCCAAACAAUUUGUACGAGAUGGGGUAGUGAUCCCCUUUGCUAUGGUUCAUACUCCCAUGUUCGAGUAGGAUCAUCUGGCAGUGACUAUGAUAUUCUUGCAGAAAGUGUGGAAGGGCGGCUCUUCUUUGCUGGUGAGGCGACAAAUAAGCAAUAUCCAGCUACCAUGCAUGGUGCUUUCUUGAGUGGCUUAAGAGAAGCUUCAUGCAUUCUUCAUGCAAUGAGGACUUUGCGAAAUAAUUCUGGAAAUUUCAUGCAGAAGAAUGUGGGACCAUGCAAUGAUGUUCUCAUAGAUUUAUUCAAGAAGCCUGAUUUAAUCUUUGGGAAGUUCUCAUUUAUAUUUGAUACGUCAAUCGAUGACCCAAAAUCUAUGGGGAUUAUGAGAGUCACUUUUGGGCAGACCCAGACUGAAAUUAAUGGGAAAUAUGGCUGUGGACAAGAAUUAAAGAACUACCAACGGUCCUUAAACCUACCAUUGCAUCUGUACACUGUAUUAUCUCAAGAACAGGCACUUGAGCUUCAGUUGGUGACUGGCGGGGAUGAAAAGAAAUUGUCUUUUUUAUUCAGGAAUUUUGGAUUGAAGCUAACUGGACCUAGUGGCUUAGGUAGCUUGGGUAACUCCUUAACUGUUAGCAUUGCUAGUGCACAGAGAAUCCGGAGCAGGAAUCGUUUACUUUCUGGACAACAAAAUGUAGAAAGGCCAUUAUUCCCAAUGCAUUAGUUAUCAGGUGCUUCAUUUGUGAGCAGUGAUAUAGAGAUCCACAUACAUUCUUGAUGAAAGGGAUACUAGAAAACCAAUGUGCCUUUUGUGCCUCAACACCUUGUAUAUGAUUUAACCAAGGAAGUUUGUUCAUCUUAAAACCAGGAAAGCUAAUUUCUUGGGGUUGACUGAGGUAGAAAAUUCGUUUGGAUUAUUUUGGUGAAUCCGACUAUGAACAGAUUGGUGGUUUGAUCUGAAAUCCAUCUGCUGACUGCGCUAUCCAUUCUCCAAAGCUGUGGAUAUUUGUGUAGCAAAUAUCUCAUGUAGAACACUGCAUUUUUCUAUUUGGGGACAAACCAGUAACAGAUGAGCACCAAAAGUAGUUCUGGAGGGAAGCUUGGUAAUGUCUGAUUAUGUAUUUUUUUCAGCUCCCAUAGAUUUUAUUUUAGAAAUUCAUUUAUCCCUCCAACAUUUUGUGCUCUGGGAUGUGCUUUCUGUAUGUGUAAGUUGAUAUGUAUGAAAUAUAACAUUUCUUUGGAACCAAGACAGCUCUUUUUUUUUUUUUUUUUCUCUCUCUCUUUUACAGGUCAUAUGACUUCUUAAACUUAGCUGAUGUUGAAGAUUCAGAAUGAUGGAGAAGAUUUAAUUCUUGUACGUUUAUAUUGGUUUCCCUCUGGUUCUAAGUUCAUGGAAAUCACUUUGGUUUUAGGAUGAAAUAGUGGUAUUGGUUGCGAUUCUGUUGAACCAUGGAGUUUCGUUUGACCCCCUAAAUACUUGUGAUCUCUUU
This is a messenger RNA of Telopea speciosissima, 3298 nucleotides long. RefSeq names its product lysine-specific histone demethylase 1 homolog 2-like. Bases 208 to 2532 code for a protein of 774 amino acids. The transcript has 2 exons. NCBI's taxonomy places the organism in Eukaryota, Viridiplantae, Streptophyta, Magnoliopsida, Proteales, Proteaceae. The record is from RefSeq and is a predicted model, not a curated record. Gene Ontology annotation, molecular function: oxidoreductase activity; protein binding.